AUGGAGGAGCCGAGCCCCACGACGGCGGUGCUCGAUCGAGAGCACCCGAAUAGGGCACAGAGCCGCCUGUGUGCUCUUUCCGAGGAAGUCAUCGUGGAGAUUAUGUAUCGAAUGCGGGAAGCCGACCUUUAUUUUAUGCGACACGUAUCCCAUCUGUUCUUCAGACUCUUUAGAGAGAAGCGCUUCGGGAUUUUCAGAGACAAGUGGGAACCGUCCUACUUCAACUUUUCAAGACACCAGGGUUGCGCCUGCCAUAGGGAAGUACAGCUUAAGCUGCGACGUUCAUUGCUCCUGUCUACAGCUAGGGCACCGCAGUUUCUCUUCAAUGCGAGCCAUGCGAAUCUCUGCCAACCAUGCCUGCAGCGUAUCCCAGACAGAACGGAAUUAAAGCUCCACCUGGCUCGCUAUGAGGAGAAACUGUGGUGCUCUGGCUGCAGACAGGAGCACCAAAGACUGUGGUUCUCAACAGAGCAGCUCUUCAAGCUUAAUAAACGGAAAAAGAGGCGCUCCAAGCCCCCGAAGAUUGAAUAUUCUAAGAAAUCCCCUGGUGACCAUGGGGCAGCCAAUCGUGAGAUUGGAAUGAGGUGGGCAGUCCCGCUCUCUGCGGUUGACGACGAAACUCCUGGUCAUCACGGCUACGACCAGCUCCUCUGUCCUCAUGUCACUUGGAAAGAAGUUCGAAUUCAAGCUAACGAAGAGUAUUGGAGAUACUUCACGUGUCAGAGCUGCAACUUCAAAUAUUUGUUUUCGUCAGACAAAGAGGGGACAGAGACGUUCGUUCAAGGGCGCCGGUUACUCUGGAGUAAUGUCCAGGACGAGAACAAGGACAGCGACAGUCGAAUUCAAAAAGUGCGCUUGCUGGACCCGGAAUCGUACGAGAUAGACACCAGCUUGUCGAAAAACGUGUUGUGGUGUGACAGCGAAGGGUGCUUGAACGCCUACACCAACCCCAACUUCCACUUCGACCGCAUUUUGAGCGAGUACUUCCGGGUUACAUACCCGACGCCUUACUCAGAGAGCUCUGAUCGCUGCUAUUCCUGCCAGGGCAUGUCAACGACACAUUUUCCUUGGCCAUCAGACGUCCUCAAGGAGUUCGAGUUUUGCUCCUCUAAGGGCGUCAAGUACGUCGUUGAUUACCUUCACGCGCGAUUGUGCGACCUUCACGCGCGAUCGUGCGAGUGGCAGCGCGAGGAGCUGCGAGAACAAUAUGACAAACACCCCUGGCUUUUUCUUGACUACCUUAAGCGGGGAAACGAUUCUUAG
Colletotrichum gloeosporioides is the source of this 1263-nucleotide messenger RNA. RefSeq lists its product as uncharacterized. The transcript is spliced from 2 exons. The record is from RefSeq and is a predicted model, not a curated record. NCBI's taxonomy places the organism in Eukaryota, Fungi, Ascomycota, Sordariomycetes, Glomerellales, Glomerellaceae. The coding region runs from base 1 to 1263 and encodes 420 amino acids.